AUGCUGUGGGACGAGGUACGGUUCGGGAGAUACUACGACUUGGGUGAAUUUAACGUGGUUUCUUGUCGCGACUUCAAUGCAGGUGCUAUGGAGAAUAAGGGUCUAAAUAUCUUCAAUGAAGCCCUGAUCCGAGCCGACCCCGCCCUCACGACGGACGACCAGUACGAACGAAUCCGUGGAGUCCUUGCACACGAGUACUUCCACAACUGGAGUGGCGACCGAGUGACUGUGCGCGACUGGUUCCAACUAACCCUCAAGGAAGGAUUCACCGUCUUCCGCGAUCAAUUAUUUACUCAGGACAUUACCCAAGACGCGACCCACGACACGGGCUCGGACGUGAACAAAGCUUUGAAUGCCGUCGGCGAGUGUCGAGCCGGCGACCUACGGAAUGCGAGAGGCAGUGCUGGAGGGAGUGACGACGAAGACAGUCAGGUCGACGGCCAAUGUGCUCCCGACCAGGUGCGAGACCACGUGCACGACAAAGCGCACGACCAAGGGGAGGAAGAGCGGUUAACGGGCGAGGCAAAGGAGGUGAGGUCGAAGGACCUGGGGUGGAAAGGGAGUAGUAAGAUGUCUGUGAAACGGCUGCGGGAUAUCGAGGUCAUGGAGAGUGUGCAAUUCACGCAAGAUGCGGGUGCGUUGUCGCACAGUAUCCGGCCGAAUCGUUACUCUAGUGUUGAGAACUUAUAUACACUCACAGUGUAUGAGAAGGGGGCCGAGGUGGUGCGUAUGUAUGAGACGCUGAUGGGUCCGCAGAGGUUCCGAAGAGGGUGCGACUUGUUCUUCCGCGACAACGACUUCACAGCGGCAACAUGUGAGGACUUCAGAGACGCCAUGAAGACGGCGGUGCAUGGGCUGCAGGAUGAAGCCAGUCUCCGGUCCGUUGCGCGGGUGACUACGGGAAAAACGACGAUCGGACGGACGGCCGAGUCAAGAUCGAACACGCAGACGAAGAAACGACCGAGCUUCAAACUCGUCGCAGAAUUGGAAGGCGUGGAACUGGAAGGAGACGACGAGCGCCCAGAUGCACAGUCAGACGCGCUGGUCACUGAAGAGGAUCUGGACCAGUUCUUCUUGUGGUACAACACCUCGGGCACCCCCGUGGUUGAAGUCUUGGACGUUUUCUACGGAAACGGCACCUUCUCCAUCACACUUAGCCAAGACCCAGCUGGCUCGCGCGGUAAGGGAUCUUCCAGCACAACCACAAUUGGGCCGAACACAGUUGGACAGAAUACAGAUGGCAAGACGAGUACAGCCCGGCCGGCAUUGGUGAUUCCGAUUCGUAUGGCUUUGUUCGACGCGGAGACACACGAGAUGCUGAUGAAGGAGAGAUUGGUAGUGUUGAAGGACAAGGAGAGUCGGUUCGAGUUCCAGGUGGCUGACACAACGAAGCGCCCCGUAGUUUCUUUGCUUCGAGGAUUCAGCGCUCCGGUGGUGGUGUCACCGUUCCAGUCGGAUUCGGACUUGGCGUUCUUGGCGAUGCACGACACAGACUACUACGUGCGACACAAGUCGACGAACCAGCUGUUGGCGAACGAGGUGAGUCGAUUCCUUAAUCCCGAUGCUCGGUUGGGCAAGGGCAAGAAGGUCUCGCCGGCCGUAUAUCGAGUUUUCAAGUCCUUGGUAAAACGACUGUCGGAAGCCGGAGUCAACGAAAGAGGACUGCUCGCGGAGACUCUCUCAUUACCCAAGUUGUCGCAACUUAAGAACAUCCUCAAGCCUUUCGACCCACAUGCUGCCUACACGGUGGUGCGAGCUAUCCGUAAGGCGUUGCUUAGAGGAUUCGAAAAGGAGAUCAGAGACGCGUACCUGGCUUUGGAAAGAGAGGAGCCGCUCACCGUGAUGCCGGGCUCGGACACUGAUGCCGGUGUGUCAUCGGAUGCUGGUGUACUUGGCACAGCUACGUCAAGUACUACCUCAGUCAGUACGUACACGUCUACUAGUACCUACAGCUCGACGGGUACGUCUACGUCUACGAACGCGCCUACCUCUACAAUUACGCCCACUUUUACUGUCGCAGGUACGAUUGGGGAAGCAACUGUCCAGGUCGGUGCUGACCACAGUGUGGAGGCCAGAGGGCGUCGUAGUUUGAAGAAUGCGUUACUAAGAUUGCUGUUGCUGGAUGAGAGCAAUACGUACCUUGGUGUUCGACAGUUAUUGAACAAGAAGCAGUCGAAUGACGAGUCGGCAGCUAUGGCUGCGUUAUCGGCAUCUACAAAUAGCAUGGAUGUGCGCGUUCUCUUAAGCAACUGGCUGAUGGAACAUCAGGAGAAUGACCUGCUCGUCGAUCGUUGGCUUAGUGCUCAAAUGACAUGGCCAAAUCGACAGUGUGCUGAUCGGUAUUUGACUCUUAAGCAAGUUCCGCUUUAUGCUAAUUCCACCACCCCUAACCGACUACGAGCACUCAGCCGCAGUUUUGCCAAUAAUCCUCUUGCAUUCCACCAACCCAUUGGAUACAAACUCGUUGCUGACGAAGUACUACGCUGGGAUGAAUUCAAUCCGAAGCUUGCCGCUGGUCUGGCAAAUGCCUUUGGGGAACUUGUAUUGGUUACGGAUGAACUCAAGAAGGCGGGAUUGCAAGAGGUCAAACGGAUUCUACAGAAACCAAACCUCUCAAAGAACACAAUUGAAGUCAUGCAAACUAUCAAGGAGAAAUUAAACUAG
Gregarina niphandrodes is the source of this 2664-nucleotide messenger RNA. RefSeq names its product aminopeptidase N. Gene Ontology annotation, cellular component: cytoplasm. Gene Ontology annotation, biological process: proteolysis. The record is from RefSeq and is a predicted model, not a curated record. Gene Ontology annotation, molecular function: zinc ion binding; metallopeptidase activity; aminopeptidase activity. The transcript has a single exon. Lineage: Eukaryota; Apicomplexa; Conoidasida; Eugregarinorida; Gregarinidae. Bases 1 to 2664 code for a protein of 887 amino acids.